UAUUAAUGGAGUACAUUUCUUUGUUGUUGUUUGCUCUCAAGUUCCAUGGCUCCCCACGUAUCAGCUCUCCAACCCCUUUCUUUCUCACCCAAUCCUCUCAAUCUUCAACUCAAAACGCUUCGUUUCAACUCCAUCAAAUUCUCAACUCCUUCAUAUUCAUCUAACUCACUAUAUGGUGGAUGUAAAUGGAGCUUGAUUACUUGUUCUUCCUUAAAUGGGUCUGGACCCGACCCGAAUGAUGAUGGAGUGAAGAGCAUUGAUGAGCUUCUUGAGGAGAAAAGGCGCGCAGAAUUGUCUGCUCGGAUUGCUUCUGGGGAAUUCACAGUUAAACAAUCAAGCCUUCCUAUGAAAUUGAGGAACAAUCUGUCAAAAAUAGGAAUUCCUACACCAUUUCUGGAUUUUGCAUUCAGACCUUUUGAAGAAUAUGAGAAAUAUUCUCAGAUUCCCGUAGCAAAAGGACAAAUAGCAGCUAUUCAGAGCGAGGCCUUCUUUUUGCCUUUGUAUGAGCUCUAUCUCACUUAUGGUGGAAUAUUCAGGCUGGUUUUUGGGCCAAAGGCGUUUCUUAUUGUUUCUGAUCCUACAAUCGUAAAGCAUAUCUUGAAGGACAACUCUAAGGCUUACUCUAAGGGUAUCUUGGCAGAAAUUCUAGAUUUUGUGAUGGGGAAGGGACUCAUCCCUGCUGAUGGGGAGAUUUGGCGCAUCCGGAGACGUGCUAUAGUCCCUGCAUUACAUCAGAAGUUUGUGACUAAAAUGAUCGACCUCUUUAGCCAAGCUACUGAUAGGGUUUGCAAAAAGCUAGACACCGCCGCAUCAACUGGACAAGCAGUAGAAAUGGAAUCACUUUUUUCACAUCUAACACUAGAUAUUAUUGGAAAAGCAGUGUUUAAUUAUGAUUUUGAUUCUUUGUCCAACGAUACUGGAAUUGUUGAGGCUGUUUAUACUGUUUUGAGAGAGGCAGAAAACCGAAGUACUGCACCAAUACCUGUCUGGGAAAUACCCAUAUGGAAGGAUGUAUCCCCUAGACUGAAAAAAGUGAAUGCAGCACUCAAGUUGAUCAAUGAUACACUUGAUGAUCUGAUAGCAAUCUGCAAGAGGAUGGUAGAAGAGGAGGAGCUGCAAUUCCACGAGGAAUAUAUGAAUGAACAAGACCCUAGUAUUCUACAUUUUCUUUUGGCAUCAGGAGAUGAUGUUUCUAGCAAGCAACUUCGUGAUGACUUAAUGACACUCCUAAUUGCUGGUCAUGAAACAUCUGCAGCAGUACUAACAUGGACUUUCUAUCUCCUCUCUCAGAACCCAGGAGUAAUGUCAAAGCUUCAAAAUGAGGUUGAUACAGUUUUGGGAGAUAGGUUUCCAACAAUUCAAGAUUUAAAGAACCUUAAAUACACAGGUCGAGUGAUAAGCGAAUCUUUGAGGCUUUACCCACAACCACCUGUCUUAAUUCGUCGUUCUAUUGAAGAGGACACGCUUGGACCAUACCCAAUCAGAAAAGGUGAAGAUAUUUUCAUAUCCAUUUGGAACCUUCAUCGUAGCCCAAGUCUUUGGGAGGAUGCAGACAAAUUCAAUCCUGAAAGGUGGCCACUGGACGGGCCUGCACCAAAUGAGACUAACCAAAGCUUCAGAUAUCUGCCAUUUGGUGGAGGUCAGCGGAAGUGUAUAGGAGACAUGUUUGCUUCUUACGAGAAUGUAGUAGCACUAGCCAUGCUUGUUCAACGAUUUGACUUUGAGCUGGAUCCCGAAGCUCCACCUGUGAAGAUGACCACAGGAGCAACCAUCCACACAACAAAUGGGCUUAUGAUGAAGGUGAGGCAACGAACAAGACAUCCAGUUAAACCCACAAUCCCUAUUGUGGAGACUGCUCCUGCCAGCAUUGCUGAAGCUGCUAUGUCUAUAGAUCAAAAAGGGCAACUUUCCACUGCUCCUGCACAGAACUAGAAUAAAGAGGCAUAAGAGAAAAAGGCAACCUUUUCUUUGGACUCGCAUGGCAUGCUUAUCUUCCAACACAAGUAAGAAUCAACCUUGUCCUUCAUCUGCUUCAAUUUGAGCUAUGGUGCAAUCAAAGUGCUAAAAAUCGAGUAGGGGAGGUUCGCAAGCCCGUGAUUGAAAUUGUUGGCUGAUUAUGUUGUAAAUUGUGUUUCUUUUUUUAGAUUACUGUGAAGGUACGAGUAAUUACAAAUGAAACUCUCACAGGAAAAUUACAAAAAAAAAAAAAGAAACUCGGUAAUUCCAUGUGCCAAUAUAGUAAUAGAUAUGAUUCUAUUGAAAAAAAUCUUAAUUCAGUUAUGUAAAUUUUUGCCGACUA
Messenger RNA from Beta vulgaris subsp. vulgaris (sugar beet), 2299 nucleotides. Its product is annotated as protein LUTEIN DEFICIENT 5, chloroplastic. Gene Ontology annotation, cellular component: chloroplast. Bases 46 to 1932 code for a protein of 628 amino acids. Gene Ontology annotation, biological process: xanthophyll biosynthetic process. The transcript is spliced from 16 exons. The record is from RefSeq and is a predicted model, not a curated record. Gene Ontology annotation, molecular function: iron ion binding; oxidoreductase activity, acting on paired donors, with incorporation or reduction of molecular oxygen; beta-carotene 3-hydroxylase activity. Lineage: Eukaryota; Viridiplantae; Streptophyta; Magnoliopsida; Caryophyllales; Amaranthaceae.